UGCGCCCGGAAGGAAUAACCAACGUACCAAUAUUUUCCGGUUGAAGGGAAAAUCCUGCCGAGUGACCCCGGAGAACAGCUUAAAAUGUGAAAGGUUUUGAAGCUGAAACGGAGGCAAAAACAACAGUUGAGUUUAUAGGACAAAAAAACGAGAUGCUGUCUGUCGCUUUAAGAAGCACCAUUGCAUUGCAGGAGGUUUUCCUCUGGGCACGUCCUCCUCAAAGAUGCUGGACAUCAGCCCUGAGAGGAGCGUCAGUCUCUUCCAGCUCCUUACUGGAUUACUCUGGACAAACAAAACUUAGUUUCAGUCCGCUCCUUCAGAAGACCCAGAGUUACAAUGCUUUCUCUCUAAUAAGAAACCAAUAUUUCCACUCCUCUGCUGUGAGGCUGAAGAAACGAGCACAGCCUCAACCUCCUUCCCGAGAACUAGACCUGGUGCGAUAUGACAUGAAGCACUUGUGGAAAGGUCCCAAACCAGCCCUUUAUCUGGGCUUUGCUGGUCUUAUCCCCUUCAUCUCCCCAACUCUGCUCAUGGCUGUAACUGAGAGCUAUUACCCACAGCUGGCCUAUGCCCAGGUAGCCUACGCUGCCUCCAUCGUCUCCUUCCUGGGCGGAGCCCGGUGGGGAUUUGCACUUCCUGAAAGCAGCCCAGCUAAACCUGACUGGAUAAACCUGGCCAACAGUGUGGUUCCCUCGCUGUUGGCUUGGAUGGCCAUGCUGAUGAGUGACAGCAUUGUUCCUGCAGCCUCUAUGGUCAUCAUUGGGCUUGGAAUUUCACUGCACUAUGAUCUGUCUCUGCUUCCUACCUAUCCCAGCUGGUUUAAGGCUCUGCGCACCGUCUUGUCCAUAGUGGCAUUCUUUUCUCUACUUGGGACACUCUUAAUGAAUGGUUUUUAUCCAAAUAAGGAUUUUUUCUGAGGGUUAUUGAAUGUUUCACGUGAUCCAACUUUACGCAUAGUUUAGUGGUUGCUUAAUAAAGGGUUUUGUGUUCUAAAUCGAAUGGCCUAAUUUCUGCAGAUGCAAAAUACAAAACUGAAUCAUUUCAUGCAGAGAUAGAUUUUGUUCGUUUUAGUUAAAGUAAAAACGUAGGUUUGUCUGAUUUGUGUUAAUAGAUUUUCAAGUAUUUUUGUUAAAUAGAAGAAAGUGUUAACAUGUAUUCUAACCAAUGUAAUUCAUUUUAGGUCCUGCUACUAGGUGGCACAGAAGAUGCUAAAGUUUCAUUCUGAUUCCACUCUAAUGGAUCUUAGUAAGCAUUGAAUAAAGGCAAACAGAUGCUUUUAUUUGCUUAUUCAGUCUGUAACCUUUACAGUCCAAAGAGCCAUUUUGCCCCUAGUCCAGUUAAAUAAAACUUGUUUAAAACCUUAGAUGUUACCUGACCUUUUGGAAAAAGACAACUUGUACAUUUUGAUAAUUAUCUACAAUCAUACAACUGUUGUCAGUUUUAUUUCUACUUCUAGGUUUUAAAAUAAAGAAAAACAUAAAACUUUUGUAAAAAGA
Girardinichthys multiradiatus is the source of this 1496-nucleotide messenger RNA. Its product is annotated as transmembrane protein 69-like. Bases 153 to 917 code for a protein of 254 amino acids. NCBI's taxonomy places the organism in Eukaryota, Metazoa, Chordata, Actinopteri, Cyprinodontiformes, Goodeidae. The record is from RefSeq and is a predicted model, not a curated record. The transcript is spliced from 3 exons.